Messenger RNA from Pseudoliparis swirei, 2490 nucleotides. Its product is annotated as achaete-scute homolog 5-like. The coding region runs from base 396 to 869 and encodes 157 amino acids. NCBI's taxonomy places the organism in Eukaryota, Metazoa, Chordata, Actinopteri, Perciformes, Liparidae. The transcript has 2 exons. The record is from RefSeq and is a predicted model, not a curated record. Gene Ontology annotation, molecular function: RNA polymerase II transcription regulatory region sequence-specific DNA binding; DNA-binding transcription factor activity, RNA polymerase II-specific; protein dimerization activity. Gene Ontology annotation, biological process: regulation of transcription by RNA polymerase II; developmental process.
ACAACGUGAGAACAACGAGAGAACAACGUGAGAACAACGUGAGAACAACGAGAGAACAACGAGAGAACAACGUGAGAACAACGGGGAGAGGAGAUGGUGUUGUUUAAUAAACAAAUGUGUUGGUUCGUUUCCCCGAUCAUAUUCAGCCUAUAAAUGAAUCCGAUGUCUUCCUCUCACGCGGCGUGCCCGGUCCUGUCCCGGCGUCCUGGAGGGGGCGGAGCUUCAGCCAGUAAAGCCAGGUAAAGCUCCGGGUCUCAUCCGCUGCCUUCAGACGGGAAGAAACGCUGCAGCUUCUGAAGGUCAACAGGAUGAAGCUCCACUGAGGUCCGUGGUGCGUUCACUGGUCGGUGAGCGGUGCGUUCACUGGUCGGUCUGCGGUGCGUUCAGGUCACAGGAUGAGCUCCACCUUCUCUCCGUCGUCCUACCUGAGCUUCGGUGCGUCUCCCCCCGGUGGUCACCGUGAGGACCGCGGCGGCCCGCGGCUCUCCGGCACCGUGCCCUUCCUGCUGUACCCCUCCUCCCCCGUGGCCCCCGGGCUGCUGCCCUCCUACCUGGGCCCCUCCUACCUGGGCCCCUCCUACCUGGGCCCCUUCCACCACCACGGACACUUCAGCGUGUUCGAGUGCCCGCUGGAGCCGGCCUUCAUCCAGAAGCGGAACGAGCGCGAGCGCCAGCGCGUGCGCUGCGUGAACCGGGGCUACGCCGCGCUGAGGGACCGCCUCCCGGGGCCCGGCGCCGACAAGAGGCUCAGCAAGGUGGAGACGCUCAGGGCCGCCAUCAGGUACAUCGCCUACCUGCAGGGCCUGGUGGAGGAGGAGCAGGAGGAGGAGCGGCUGAGGCCGGCUUCUUCUACUUCCUGUUUGACUUGAGGAGACGCCAGCAGAGACUAAGAGAGACCAGCAGAGACCAGCAGAGACCAGGAGAGACCAGCAGAGACCAGGAGACACCAUGAGACACUAAGAGAGACCAGCAGAGACCAGGAGAGACCAGGAGACACCAGCAGAGACCAGGAGACACCAGCAGAGACCAGGAGACACCAUGAGACACUAAGAGAGACCAGCAGAGACCAGGAGAGACCAGCAGAGACUAAGAGAGACCAGGAGACCAGCAGAGACCAGCAGAGACCAGCAGACACUAAGAGAGACCAGCAGACGCCAGGAGGACCGUGAGGAGUCUUUGGUUGCGUCUGAUGAACUAAACACAGAAGAAACUUCUCUGGUCGUCAUGACAACAGGAGUUAAAUAUACGGAAUACUUUAUCUUAACUUCUUCCAGAGCUUUCAUCACGUGAGCCGAUGGGACAUCGAGUUAUGUCAGGGUUUAUGAAACAGAACAAUAGAUUUAUUAUUAUAUUGUGUUUCACUGUCAGAAAAUUGUUUGGAAAAAUGUCAAGAAUUGCCAUAAAAAUCUUAUUUUCCUUUUUUCACCAAGCAGCUUCAGUCCUGAUCAAAUGUAAAUGUUCCAUUUAAUUAUAAAAACAUUUAAACUCUUUUGAAACAUCAGUUUCUUUACAUAAUGGGGUUGGUUUAUAUGAAAAAGAACCAUUAACGUAAAGUUAGAGGGAUUCUGUUUGUUGAUUAUUAUUAUUAAUCAAUCGCUCCAUAGAACAGCGUCAACGCCCCCAGUGGAGACCAGAGGAACUGCACGAGCCCAAUCUGCUGGGAAACAGUAACAAACUACAACUAAGAGCCUGAUAAAGUUUUGCCUGUAGGAUGAAAAAUUGUGAUUUCAAUGUAUAUUUCUGUCUGUAUUUUGACAGCAGUUUCAUAUAUAAUUAGAUUUUGGACCGAGGUGAUACAGAGACAGAACUAUACGUCACGAGUAUUAAAAACAACAUAAUAAAUAUGUGAAAAGCGUAGAGCUUAGUAAAAGAUGAACCUGGUGUGAGAACAUGGGACACGCUGUGAGGCCUGCUGGUGGCGCUGUCGGCUGUGUCCCACAAGCAGCUGCAGGCGGCGAGUGAGCGGCUCCCCCUGCUGGACAAACUGCAGCACUACACCCGACACUCCUUUAGAAACGGGUCCGAUUUGGUCAUCGUGAAAAUGUGGAUAUAAGGGAACAACAACAACAGAACCGAAAAACAAAGGACCAGUGUGUGAUCAUUAAAUAUUGAUUUAAUAUUCGAUCGGCCGUGUUCAGAGACACGCUGAAGCAGAACCAGUUACCACCAAACAAUUAGAAAAAUAAAACGCUUCUCUCUCUGACUAAACAACGAUUCAUCCGGUCGUUUCCGCCUCCUUUAAAAAGCUAAAUAAAAAUCUGAUUAUUCAAAGUUAGUCACAACAUCAGCUGCCAGGAGACGACCCGGUUCCCCGUGUGGAGACGUUGUGUUACUGCGACACGGAGAACCUUCAGCAGAACCUUCAACAGACGUUUACUGCCGACUCGGCUUUAAAUAAACUCAGAAAACACCCCGACGUCGCCUGAGAGUUAAAAAUAAACAUUUCUCUGUCGGUUUCAGGUCAUGACUUUUAAAAAAAAGGUUUAAAAA